AUGUUGUUGGUUGACUUCGUCAAGCAUACGCUCAUCAACAAAUCUACAACGGAAAUAAAAGAUAUAUUCUCUCUUACAAUCAAUAAAACGCCGAUUAUGGCUACGUCAGUAUCGCGAAUCAAUAGUCCAUGCCUCGUUUGCGGUGAUAAAUCAAUUGGUUUUAAUUUCGGUGUGUUAACUUGCAUGGCGUGUAAAGCGUUCUUUAGACGAAAUGCAGUUAAACUUGGCAACUACGAUUUUACAUGUCCAAAUGAUGGUGAUUGUCCUAUAAAUCAUGUGUAUCGGCGGAUAUGCAACUGCUGCCGAUUAGCCAAAUGUUUCCAUGUUGGAAUGAGAAAAGAAUUAAUUCUUUCGGAAGCUGAAAAGCAAUUUCGAAAGGAACGAGCUGCACAACAUCGCCAAAAACGAGAGAAAACACAAGCACCAAAGAAAUCAGAUAUGGCGCAAACAGUAGCUAUACCGGAAAAACGUUCGGCGCAUCGAAAUUAUUUACGUAUUCACACGUCUGAUCAAGCCAAUAUUCAAAACAUCUACAAUGCAUUCGAGUCGACAUGUAUUGCGCCCCGACAAUCGCAGUACCCUGAGUUUCCAUGCGUUGUGCAUACGAACUUGUGUACAUUUUUAAAUGAAUACUCGAAAUCACACAAAGUUUUAAUCGAAUACUUCAAACGUUUACCUGAAUUUGAUUCCCUGCGUCUUCGUGACAAGAUCUAUUUGGUACGGAAUCAUUUCGGAAAUGUUAACAAUAUUUACGAAGCCAUCAUUCAUCCUGGUGUAUCAGCAAAUUUAGCUGUAUCGUUUAUAAACAUUUUCGGUAUCAGUUUAGCUAACCGGCUUUUACAAUCCAUUGAACGAAUACAAGAAUUUUCAUAUGAUCCUGUGAUAUUAAAACUUUUCCUUACUGUGACUGCCUUUUCAAGUGGAAACCUUCGCAACCGGUGUGAUCUCAUUUUCGAUUACGAUCCUGACACAUCGCUAUCGAUAUUUGCCGCUCAGAGUGUAUAUAUUGAACUUCUAUGGAAAUAUAUUAUGUCACGUUCAUCAACGACAGCCGAUGCAGUAAGAUAUUUCAAUAGAUUGGUUCAAUUUGCCUUGUAUUUAUUAAAUGUACAUUUGAUGGUCGAUGGUUAUAUCACUAAUAUGACCGAGGAGAUCGAGCAAAUGGAACCACUCAUGAAAAGCAUGUGGCCAAGUGCAAAAAACACGAAUGUUUAUUAG
Messenger RNA from Adineta ricciae, 1218 nucleotides. Lineage: Eukaryota; Metazoa; Rotifera; Eurotatoria; Adinetida; Adinetidae. The record is from the annotation of a GenBank genome assembly.